AUGACAGCCUUCAUCUCUCCUUCACAGCCCCUGGGCUCAGUGGAGAAGAGCAAACUCUGCCUGGACACCGGUGUUCCCGCUCCCUGUCGGCAAAGAGCUGCCCCCCUGCACCUCUGGAAAGGGAAACCGGUGGGGUUUGCCUGUGGGUCGGGUCGCUGCCGCCUGCUCUGCCCCCGCAGAACCACGCAGAUGCUUUUGUCAGCCCAAGGUGGGCAAAGGGAUGCGGGCCUGGCCGCGGGUGAGGGGAGUCAGAAGGAGGCACUGCAGCUUUUGGUGGCCUUUGCUGGCCUAGCACACGAUCCCUCCCGGCCCGGUCCCGGGGUCCCUGCUGCCCGAGGGGGACCCGGCGCAGCCGGAGAGCCGCGCCGCAGCCGGCGUUUUGUAGUUGGAGCCGAGGGGCGAGUCGCCAGCAUCGCUGACACCCGCGUCUGCAGCGGGCUAGAGCGGGGGCCGAUCUCCGCCGUACCGGGUCGUUACCGCAUCCGGGAGGGGAAAAUGGAAUUAGGUUCGGAUUGUCACCUGAUACACUAUCUGAGACUCAGCCAUCACCUGAUAGUUCUGAAUUACUUGAUUUGUACCUUUGACAAGCUGAAGUCUGUCUCCUCUGAAGACAUUAACAUCACGGAUGCUAUUUUUGAUGGUGUGGAAGUCAGAGUGUUUGAACCUCCUGCAAAGCGAGAUGAAAGGCUCAAGCGCAGCGUUGUUUACAUCCAUGGAGGGGGCUGGGCCUUAGCAAGUGCAAGAACAAGCCUUUAUAACAAUCUCUGCAGAAUCAUGGCUGAAUCUCUCAACGCUGUCGUUGUCUCAGUUGAAUACAGGCUGGUACCAGAGGUGUGCUUCCCCGAGCAAUUCCAUGAUGCUUUUCGUGCUACUAAGCAUUUUUUGCAGCCUGAUGUCUUAGCUGAGUAUUCAGUUGACCCAAGCCGAAUUGCAAUUUCUGGCGAUAGUGCAGGAGGAAAUUUGGCAGCUGCUGUGUGUCAGCAGCUUAGCAAAGAUGAGCAUUUGACCAUCAGACCAAAACUGCAGGCCUUAAUUUAUCCUGUCCUUCAGGCAUUUGACUUCAAUACACCUUCUUAUCAGCAAAACAUGAAUAUGCCCGUUCUUCCUCGUUAUGUCAUGAUCAACUAUUGGAUAGAUUAUUUCAAUGGUAACUAUGACUUGGCUCACUCACUGCUGAUUAACAACCACACUGCUCUUGACGUUGGCCAAGCUGUCUCUUUCAGAGGACGUCUGAACUGGACAUCUCUACUACCUUCAUCGUUCAAAAAGAACUACAAGCCUGUAAUACAAACCACAGGCAAGGCUGAAAUCAUCCAGGAGAUACCAGCUCUGCUUGAUGUACGAGCAGUCCCACUCCUUGCAGAAAAUGAAACUCUGCAGCUGCAGCCGAAGACUUACAUCCUGACCUGUGAGAAUGACGUCCUGCGAGAUGACGGGGUGAUGUACGCCAAACGCCUGGAGAACGCCGGUGUGGAAGUCACGCUCGAUCACUUCGAUGACUGCUUUCAUGGCUGUAUGAUAUUCACCAUUUGGCCUACUGAUUUCUCUGCAGGCAUUCAGACCAGAAACAGCUAUAUAAAAUGGCUGGAUGAAAACCUCUGAAGAAAGAGACUCUCUAGAAGACACAGAGUACUCAACUCUGGUGUCGGUUCUUGCAAAAGAGCAAACAAUGAAAAAGUGCACUUUUCCAAAUUCAGACUUCAUCCAUUCAGCUGCAGCUGCUGGGGGUUACAGACCACUAACUACAGCAUUUACUAGCUCAUUUGGCCUUGCCCAGCAAAGUAUUUUGAGAAAUACUUUUUCAAACUUUGAUUCCCCGCCCCCCCCUUCUUUCAGAUGAUAAUUGCCAAACAUAAACAAGUGUUGAGCAGGGAGAUCAGCAUUCCUGUAGCAUUCUUAACUGGCUGCAACUUUCAAGCUUUGACUCUUAAUUGGGCACAAGGGCCACGAUUUUCAAAUGAUGUGAGGUAAAGCCAAACACCUACAUCUACAUCUGAAUAUGUAAAAAUGGGAGCUAGUUUUCAACAGUGGUGAGCACUUGAUGUCAAAGAAAGCGUAAGCGCUCUCACCUUUGACAGCAGAGCUAUGCAUUUGAAUGUCAAGCAUGGAUUUAGGUGUUGGCUUUCAGGCACAUAGACAAAUGGCUCAUUUAAAUUUAAAAAAAAAAAAAGUUCUUCUAGGCAGUUAAGAUGUUGCUAGACAAGUCUCCUAGCAAAACAUGUAAUUCAGCUUUGGAAUUUGAUCUUUAUUGCCUUUUAGUUAUUUAUAUUUUAUAAAAGCACAGGACUAAAUAUAUUUUCAAUAAAAAGUAUUACAGCAUACAUACAAAUACAUAGGAUAAAAUGCUAUGUGUAGCAGCAGAAUGCAGGUUGUUUAUGUGAGCUUCAAAGCUGACUACUUACUUGGCUAAAGAAUGUGACUUCGGCAGUGUUUAAAGCCUCAGCUUCAUGACCUCCUAACAGAAAAUACUGAGAGUACUAAAAAAAAAUCUACUAUGUGGUUUGCACUAAUGUUUGUAAUAAUAGUAGUUUUUGUUCAUUGACUUUUCUUUUGUGCUUGUAGUGUUUAUUAUAUUUCAUGCUUCCUGGAAGGAGGGAAGCAAGGAAAUAGAAGUGGGCUCUAAUCUAUAUGGAAGAUUUAAAUCUGAGCUUUGCAGCUAAACUUUGUCUUGGAGACUGACCCAAAACGCUAGGUAAGAUGAUCUCACUGUUGUGCAACAAAUCUCUACAGUUUGAGCCAGUCUGUAAAUUCCAGACAAGCAGGACAGGGAAGUGAAACAACUUGCGGCAGUGUAUAUUGUCCAGGAUGCUUACUGCUUGCAGAAAUGAAGGUUGUGUCAAAAGCCCAGUGUUUCUAGGCAAAGAGGAGAGAAUGGCUGUCCCACGACUAAACUAGUGGAUUAAAUUCAUCCUCAGCUUUACCACAGACUUCCUGUGGGACUCCAGGAGAAUAACUUAAUCUCCUUACGCUUCACUUUCUUCUUCUGCAAGAGAGGGAACAGUAAUUUCCUACCUCACAAAGGAGCUGUGAAGCUGAAUCCACAGGUGUUGGUGAAGCACACGGAUGUGACGGUGACUGGCAGGCACUGAACAGCUCCCGUAGCUUUUGACUUUCCAUCCUUCUCUAACAGCUGGCUGGGAGCAGCCAGCCCCAUGGUGGGGGGUGCUGCUAGACUGCGGGUCCUCCUGGGCAGUUAGCUCAUCUCUGUCCUGGCUCCUGUGAAAGUACCGUAAGGUGAGGCUUCUUGGCUGUUGGGAGAUCAUGACAAAGGCAGUUUCAUUGGAGCAUUUCUUAUGGCAGGAUUCUGAAAAGUUCUUUAAAAAAAAAAAAAAAAGGCACUGGUAGAUCAAACUGCCUUUUAUCAUUUAAAAUAUGUACAGACCAGUCCUCUUUCACUGGUAUUUAAAUAAGAGAAUGGCUUGGCUGAAUCACUGCUUCCUAAAAACAUCAGGUUGUUAAUGUGGCUGUAUGUAUUAAGAAAAGCUAUUAAUGAGACAAGGCCUCGAUGUAGACUCAGUCAUGCAGGCUGAAACUCAUUUCUGGGCAUAGGUUCACACAGAGGUCACAAGCCAAAGCUUUUUCAACAGUGGCUCAGAUUCUUCUUGUUACAAAGACUCAGUGGAAUUAGAGCGGCCGAGUGACAAUCUGAAUCAGAAUAAAUUUCGGCCAAGAUAUCCAGUUAACACUGUGGAAGAAUUCAAACUUUUUUUCUGGAUUUAAACCCUCUUUCCUCCUUUUCCCCCAUAAACAGAACUUCAGUUGAUAUAGUUUACACUUAAAACAGACAGCAACCAAAGGUAUGUCCAUUCUAAAGACAAAUUACUAAUCUUGAAGAAGGGUCUGCUCCAGCGUCCUUUCCACUGUAUGGAGACAGCUCCAUGUACUUCACUUUAGACCAUGACUCACGAAGUAAAAAAAUAUCGUUACGCUGAGUUGUAACAACAGGCUUCUUCCUGGUUUUCCCACUUAAAGAGUAAACCCAUGUCAGAAAAGAUGUAAUUUAUAUCCACCUGCCGUCAUUAAAAGAUAAUAGGAACUAUAGUACUGAGAAAAAAGUGGUUAAUGUUCCUAUAAAUUCUAUAAUAAUUAAGUUUGCCUGAGAGCUGUCUGCAAAGCUUUAGAUCAGCAUUUGUUUAUAUCUAAGUUAUAAAUAUCUGCUAGGAAACUAUAAUAUAAUUACUGCUCAUUUGUUUUUUUUUUAACUGAAAUGAAAUGGAGAGCUGGAAUAUAUAUUGAUGGAGUCAGUU
This is a messenger RNA of Pygoscelis adeliae (Adelie penguin), 4247 nucleotides long. It is a transcript of the gene NCEH1, whose product is annotated as neutral cholesterol ester hydrolase 1. The record is from RefSeq and is a predicted model, not a curated record. The coding region runs from base 1 to 1602 and encodes 533 amino acids. The transcript is spliced from 6 exons. Gene Ontology annotation, molecular function: hydrolase activity. NCBI's taxonomy places the organism in Eukaryota, Metazoa, Chordata, Aves, Sphenisciformes, Spheniscidae.